This is a messenger RNA of Phacochoerus africanus (Common warthog), 737 nucleotides long. It is a transcript of the gene CRCT1, whose product is annotated as cysteine rich C-terminal 1. The coding region runs from base 108 to 401 and encodes 97 amino acids. NCBI's taxonomy places the organism in Eukaryota, Metazoa, Chordata, Mammalia, Artiodactyla, Suidae. The record is from RefSeq and is a predicted model, not a curated record. The transcript is spliced from 2 exons.
ACACUGCUCAGUUCAUUGCCUAGCAGGUGGCGCAUUCCAGUUGGAAAACUGACCGAGUCUUCCUUUGGUGCCAGGGUCUGGUUGGAGAACGUGUGACCAACUUCGAGAUGUCCUCCCAGCAGAGCUCCGCUAAAGGCUUUUCCAAGGGCUCGUCGCAGGGCUCGGCUCCGUGCCCAGCCCCGACGCCCGCCCCCACGCCCGCCCCCUCGUCCUCCUGCUGUGGCUCCGGCUGCUGCGGCUGCUGCGGCGACUCGGGCUGCUGCGGCUCCAGCUCCACCAGCUGCUGCUGCUUUCCCAGGAGGCGCCGCCGAGGGGGCAGGCGCGGCUGCUGCUGCUGCAGGGACAGCAGCCAGGGGUCCCAGUACUGUAGCAGCACCUCCGGCUGCUGUGGCGGCUGCUGAGGCCACGGCCAAGGCCGCCCCACACCUGUGUGAGAGCCGCUCCCACCCCGUGCCUCCGCCUUUCGACGCCUCGCCCAUCCCCGUGGGAUGGGGCCUCAGAGUUUGCUUCCCUUAAAGCUUGGAUGUUCAGACACCCACCCUAUUCUCAGCCUCGUCAAACUCCCUGACCCCCGUGUGCUUUUUCUCCUCGGGAACCAGAAAGCCAUGGGUGGGACACUGGACUACUACCUACUGUCUGCAAGGGCUUGCACACAGUAGGUGCUGAAUAAAUGGCCUACUGAUUCCAUUGCCCUUUGAGGACAUGUCAUACAUAAUAAAGCUUCUACCUCCUGAGAA